AUGGAAAAACAAGAGACACCGAAAGCGACCAUCAACCAAACCACGGCUGAUGCCGUGAGUUCGGGUAUCAUCUCAACCAUGCUCAGUGCCCUGAAUACUCCAGAUGUCCAAAAGCUCCUCGCUCUGGUAUGCGGCUUCACGCUGUCCAAAGUCUUGCCAAAACACUCGAUCGACAGCAAAGCCUUCUCGAGAGCUUCCACAGGCUUCUCAUCGGGUGUAGCUUGUGCAACGAUCGCGCUUACCUGUGGCCUCUUACCAGACUCAGCAAAAGCCCCAACAAUGCUGGUCAUGGUCAUAGCUGGAGCGACUUUUGGAUGUGCGAAUCUCGUAUGGGAUUUCUUGCCAAGGGAAGAAGACACCCAGACCGAGACCAAAGAACAUCUGCGCAUCGAAGCUCUAGAAGAUCAAAAUCAGGAACUCAUCCUUCUCCUCAACCAGGCCAACAACGAGAUCCUCGCAGAGAAGGAAGAGAAAAGAGACUUACAACAACUCAUCACCGAUAUCCAAGAAGAAGCUCUCAAUCGCCAAAAUGACGACGAACUCGAGCUAGAACAUCGACCCAUCACGACACACGAAUCUUCCCAGGUCGAAAUUCUCCAAACCAAGCUCAGGAGCCAGGAUCAAGAAAUCUCCGAAAUCAAAGAAUACUAUGAAGACCUCCUUGUCCUCGACGAAAAACAUAUCACAGCCCUGCGUCAAGGUUCACAAGAUGACAAAGUCCACUUCACAACCCAAAUCUCAAAUCUCAAGACCGAAAUCCAAGGAUACCGAGAUCGUGAAGAGAGACAUAAUGAGGAGAUGAAGUCAUCGUCUGAUUUGAUCGACAGCAAAGAGAAAACGCUACAAAAACUCAUCAGUCAAGUGAAAGGUGCAGAGUCGUUGAAGAAGCAGAAAGAUCACUGGAAACGUGAAGCAGAGAUCCUGGGCAAACAAAUCGAGGAUAUCUACUGGUUUACUGAAGAAGGGGAAGGUGCUGUGGAGUUAUAUUAUCGAUGUAAAGAGGCCAAGGUGGCUUUGAGGGCUGCUGAUGAUGAGAUUGGAAGCCUGAGGAGUCAACGUGACGCUGCGAGAGAGCGAGUGGUUCAGCUUGAGAAGAAGCUUCAUGACCUGAAAGAUGUGUGCUGUUCGCAACACGAGUUGAAAUUGGAUAUGUUUGCUGCGCUUGUGGAGAAAGCUGCAGAGAUUGAGAGGUUGGAGGAGGACAUUGUGAGUUUGAAGGAAGAAGUUGAGGGUCAGCAGAGAGCGAGGGGUGAGUUGGAGACGGUGGGACGAGGGCGGGAGGAAAUUCGGAUCAGUGGGUCUAUGACCGAGGUGGAGGUGGAGGUGGAGAUGGAGGCGCACAUGGAUGAUGAAUUAUAUGAUUUGUGUCUGUUUUGA
Messenger RNA from Pseudocercospora fijiensis CIRAD86, 1377 nucleotides. RefSeq lists its product as uncharacterized. The transcript has a single exon. The record is from RefSeq and is a predicted model, not a curated record. NCBI's taxonomy places the organism in Eukaryota, Fungi, Ascomycota, Dothideomycetes, Mycosphaerellales, Mycosphaerellaceae. Bases 1 to 1377 code for a protein of 458 amino acids.